CCGCCUCCCCCUCCCCCCGGCCCCCCUCUCUCCUCAGCCCCGCGUCCUCCUUUCCCUGCCUUCUGUCCGUCCGUCCGUGUGUCUGAGGGGAGCGAUGUCGAACGCAGGAACCCGGCGGACCGGCUCGAGUAUCAAAAUCCGCCUCACAGUGCUUUGUGCCAAGAACCUUGCAAAAAAAGAUUUCUUCAGGCUUCCUGACCCAUUUGCAAAGGUGGUGGUGGAUGGAUCCGGUCAGUGCCAUUCGACUGACACUGUGAAAAACACAUUAGAUCCCAAGUGGAACCAACAUUAUGACUUAUAUGUUGGGAAGUCAGAUUCUAUCACCAUCAGUGUCUGGAACCAAAAGAAAAUUCACAAAAAACAGGGAGCUGGCUUCCUGGGGUGUGUCCGACUCCUGUCCAAUGCCAUCAGCCGGCUAAAAGAUACUGGAUACCAGCGUUUGGAUCUAUGCAAACUAAACCCCACAGAUACCGAUGCAGUGCGAGGCCAGAUAGUGGUCAGCUUACAGACACGGGACAGAAUAGGCACAGGAGGGUCAGUUGUAGACUGCAGGGGGCUGUUGGAGAAUGAAGGAACGGUUUAUGAAGACUCGGGACCGGGAAGGCCACUGAGCUGUUACAUGGAGGAGCCAGCGCCAUAUACGGACAGCACUGGUGCUGCUGGAGGAGGGAAUUGUAGAUUUGUGGAAUCCCCUAAUCAGGACCAGACAUUGCAAGUGCAGCGAUUACGGACUCCUGAUGUGAGAGGCCAUGUACAGACCCCCCAAAAUAGGCCACACGGUCAUCAGUCACCAUCACCUGACCUGCCUGAAGGCUAUGAACAAAGGACAACAGUACAGGGACAAGUUUACUUUUUACACACACAAACUGGUGUUAGCACGUGGCAUGACCCCAGGAUACCAAGAGACCUUAACAGUGUGAACUGUGAUGAACUUGGACCUCUGCCACCAGGUUGGGAAGUUAGAAGUACGGUGUCGGGAAGGAUAUAUUUUGUAGAUCAUAACAACAGAACCACCCAGUUCACAGACCCAAGACUGCAUCACAUCAUGAAUCACCAAUGCCAACUAAAAGAACCCAAUCAGCCUUUGACAGUGCCGAAUGAAGGGUCGUUGGAAGACAACGAGGAGCUGCCUGCCCAGAGAUACGAACGAGACUUGGUGCAGAAACUAAAGAUACUCAGGCACGAACUCUCUCUCCAGCAACCCCAGGCUGGCCACUGCCGCAUUGAAGUAUCGAGGGAAGAAAUAUUUGAGGAAUCAUACCGUCAGAUAAUGAAAAUGAGGCCAAAAGAUCUGAAGAAGAGACUGAUGGUGAAGUUCCGAGGAGAAGAAGGCUUGGAUUAUGGUGGAGUGGCAAGGGAGUGGCUGUACCUAUUGUGCCAUGAAAUGCUGAACCCUUAUUAUGGACUCUUCCAGUACUCCACAGAUAACAUUUACAUGCUGCAAAUAAAUCCAGACUCCUCUAUCAAUCCCGAUCAUCUGUCUUACUUCCACUUUGUUGGUCGGAUAAUGGGUCUGGCUGUGUUCCAUGGGCACUACAUCAAUGGGGGUUUCACAGUUCCUUUCUACAAACAGCUGCUGGGCAAACCCAUCCAGUUAUCUGAUCUGGAAUCAGUCGACCCAGAACUACACAAGAGUUUAGUUUGGAUUUUAGAAAAUGACAUCACCCCAGUUCUGGACCAUACUUUCUGUGUGGAGCACAAUGCUUUCGGCAGGAUCCUACAGCACGAGCUCAAACCAAAUGGGAGAAACGUUUCCGUUACAGAGGAGAACAAGAAAGAAUAUGUCAGGUUGUAUGUCAACUGGCGGUUCAUGAGAGGAAUUGAGGCUCAGUUUCUGGCUCUUCAAAAAGGUUUUAAUGAACUUAUUCCUCAACAUCUACUGAAGCCUUUUGACCAGAAGGAACUUGAGCUCAUAAUAGGUGGCCUGGAUAAGAUUGACUUGAACGACUGGAAGUCCAACACGCGCCUCAAGCACUGCACGGCUGACAGCAAUAUUGUCAAGUGGUUCUGGCAAGCGGUGGAAGCCUUUGAUGAGGAGAGAAGAGCGAGGCUGCUGCAGUUUGUGACCGGCUCCACGCGGGUUCCGCUUCAGGGCUUCAAGGCUCUGCAAGGUUCUACAGGCGCUGCAGGGCCCAGGCUCUUCACUAUCCAUUUGAUAGAUGCAAACACGGACAACCUUCCAAAAGCUCAUACCUGCUUUAACCGAAUUGACAUUCCGCCUUACGAGUCCUACGAGAAGCUUUAUGAGAAGCUCCUGACAGCUGUGGAAGAAACGUGUGGGUUUGCAGUGGAGUGAAUGGGCAACCAAAGGAAACAGUUACUAGCUCAUGGACCACCAAAUCAAAAGCUGUAAGAAGAAGCUUGCUGUGAACUUCUUUUGUCUGAAGCGUUGGGACACUCGACAACCAGGGGAGCUGAGGCUGUUUCCCCUCCUGUGGUGGUAUUGGGGUGGGGGGUGGCUUUUGUUGGUGGUUCCCAACCAUACUUUCCUCCCUUUUCUUACAAUAAUCCCUCCCCCCUUUUUUCUUUUCAUUUCCCACAAAACUAAAGGCAGCCAGGUUCAGCAUUUGGCUCUGGUGACCCAAGAUAUUCUGCUAGACUCGUAACACAUAUUGUGAUAAGGUCAAUGACCUGUGGUCUUUUUUUAUAGGAGUAUCAAACUGUAGUUGAGUAUCUUGAGAUUGGUUUGCUGAGGACUUUCAACAGAUUGGUGUAUAUGGAUGUUUCGUCUUAACGCAGUCCUGAGCCCUUCCUUGUAGAGUCCAGAAGCUAUGGAAAUAAGACUGGCACAGGAAUUUCAAAUUGCACAUUUCAGAAUACCCAUUAAAGAAUGGUUAGCAGAAAACAGCUCCACAGGCACACAUAACUGAGGGUUAUUCCUUGACCGGAAGCUCUUUGUGUGAGUGCGAUGGCUUGAUUCUUAGGAGGGUGGGGGAGAAAGAGAGAGGACUCCAAGCCAUCUUGAACUGGGAGGUAAGUUUUCAUUUUGGAUGCUUUGUACAUGGGACAGAUUUUUUUUUCUGUGGACUUGCUUCUCUUCUCUGUGUGAUUAUUGGCAUAUGUGAGAGAGUAUGGCAAGGGGGCACAGCCCAGUCUGAAAAAAAUGUGUGUGUUUUUCCCUCCUGACAUUUUCUCAGAUGCUUUCAUUGACUUGAAAUUGCAGAAAUCCUUUAAAGAGGAAAUAGCUAAAAGCAAAAGCUAAUGGAACCAAGUUCCAUCAUUGAGCCAUUGGGACUGGAGAAUGACUCUUUUGAAAGAAGAGUAUAUAGUGAAAAGGUCUAACGCAGUGGUUUUAGCCCAUAGAUGUUGAAUAACCCAGAGUACUGCUUUCAGCCUCACCUUCCCCUGCCCGCGUCCAUCUCCCACUUCCAUACACCUGAAGCUAAUGUUCAUGGUUAGGAUGAAGUCACUGGUUUAGCAUGACUUCCUUGAUGGAGGAGAGUCAAAGUGAUGAGAUUGACCUAGUCAGACACAUUUCUUAGUUUGCACAACAGGCAACAAGGCUGUAAUUUUUAACAACCUAACACUUCUUGGCAGAAAGGCCCAAUAACCAUCAAAUGCGACUUGGAUCAUAAGACUUUCCCCUAAUUUAAAAACAAAGAAGCAUAUUAACUGAUGUUGCUUUGGACGUGUGAUGAAAUUGGGCAUCGUGUAAUGAAUUGGGUCAAAUGUUCUUUGGUCUACAAGUAUAUUUCUGUUGUCAAUUUAAAGAAAUUGGCAUUGAUAGCUUUAAACUGUGAUAGGACAAACUAAAGUUAGAUACUUGUCAGGAUCCGAAAAUCUUUCCUUCCUGUUCGAUUGACUGUAACUUGUGUGAUUUGGUGAUGGAAAUAUGAGGAUUCCAUUUGUGGAAAAGAAAUCUUAUUUUUGUGAUAUUUGCACCGUGUGGCUAAAGGGCUGGAUUUUAUAGGUGAACUGAGACCUAAUGUGGAAUGGCCUUUGAAAUCCAGUUGCACUUAAGGGACCAAUUAACUGCAUUGUGAGUUAUUUGGGGUGGGGGUGUACAAAGGGAGUUUGAGGAAAUUGGAAUUCAAAUCUUUAGGUAAGCAUCUUUGCAACCCUCUGAGUAAUGGAAAUCUAAUGACCCUGACUUUCCAAACACCUGUGGAGAUCAGAUGAUGUCCAUUGGACUCUUGUCAGUGGAAUUUGAAUGUGCAAGAUGUCCGUAGAAAUACAACCCCCCUUCCAAUGUUUCCAUGCAGAUCUGAGGCUUGAAGGUAAGACGUUUUCUAUAAGCAGAGAGGCUUACUCUCACCAUGUGGUUGCAGCUUUUGAGUCGCCGGGAGUCCAUUCUGUACCAGUAGUAUGUCUGAAACAGAAGACUAACAAAUGAGCAGGUGGCAUGCUUCAGGCCGCAUAGACAGGGCAGCCGCACUCCGAAGACAGCAUGGGAGUUGGCCCUGAGUCAAUAUUCAGACCACAGUGUAGCUGGCUCCUCCAGGAUAGUAGAGAGGAAGGUAGGAGCAGUGUCUCUCCAAAAGCUUCUGCACGUUUGCCCUGGUUGUGUCCGAAAGAUUUUGUGCCACUAUUCCAACAGCCAAGAGUCCAAACAGAGCGUUUGCUACAGUUCUGUAUGUUUGAGGCAGGAUCAGCCGGGGCUGGAGAAAAGAGGCCGGGUAGACAAAAGCUUGGCUUCUUCUUGUUUUUCCAGUUUGCUGGCAAGCACAGCCCUAAGACCACUUGCUUCUGCUCAGGCUUGCAAAUUCCACAUCUCCUUCUCCAGCACAGAAGCUAUAAAAGAUGAGUGAGAAGGUGGGAUUCUUUUGUGCUUGCAAUCUGUGAAGCUUAAGCAUCAGCAUCGCUGCCAGCUUUGGGGCAAUUCUACCAUCCAAACAAAGGACGCAAAGCAAACUUGAUGCUCUGCAUUUUCUCUACUGCAGCCCCUUGAGUAUAAAACCCUCCAGAGUAGGUUUGGGGCAGGCAAAUGUGUAAGCCCACCUGAAGGCAGAACAGUGCAGUGAACAAGAAACUUCCUACUCCUCUUCGCUGUUUCUUCCCCCACCCAGGAGGUGCAAAACAGUUACCUUGGAGCUACAGAGGAACAGGAAAGGAAAGGCAUCUGCUUCCGAUGGCUUCAGCCAGGUCAUCCUACCCAGAGCCUCCGAAAAUGGUCUUCAGUAACUAGACCAAUCUUUUUGGUGUGUGUUUUGUUUUCUUUCUGUUCACUUGCCCUGAAAUACAUCAUCCUGCAUUUAUGCACUCAGGGAUGUAGGAAAUCACCACUCCUUUUGUGUUAUAAAUUGGGACGGGUUGAGUAGCUCUAAGUCAAACCUGAAUAUAUUGGACCAACUUCUUGUUUUUAAAGAGACUGCUUUACUCAGCAUUGGGUGCGGUUUAUAAAACCUCAACUAUCAUUCAAAAUCCCCCUCUUCCUCCUCCUCCUCCCAACCCUCCUCCAGCCAAUACCCAGUAUUCUACACUGUAGAGCACAGAACGUUUUCCAGAAAUGCAGUACGUAUUUGUUUUUACUCUGUUAAUUUUUUUUUUGUUCCUCAACCACUUUAUAAUGUAUUUUUAACUUAUUAUUUUGUAACGUCUUGUUUUUAAGUAAUGCUGCUACCCCUUGUUAUUCUUCUCACCAUUUUUAUUGCGGAUUUUAUUUUGUGAAAAAGUUGUACACUAAUGUUUUUCAUUUUAUGUCUAAAUCAAAGUAUUUAAUGAAAUACUAGUUCUAUUUAACGUGGUUAUGGAGCCAGCUGGAAUAAACAGUGAUUGUAUAGUAGGCUGGGCCCAAGAGGUCAUGUUCAUUUUUGUUACAUAUGCAAUAAACUCUCACAACUUUAA
This is a messenger RNA of Elgaria multicarinata webbii, 5784 nucleotides long. RefSeq names its product SMAD specific E3 ubiquitin protein ligase 1 (gene SMURF1). Gene Ontology annotation, cellular component: cytoplasm. Gene Ontology annotation, biological process: proteasome-mediated ubiquitin-dependent protein catabolic process; negative regulation of BMP signaling pathway; protein polyubiquitination. Gene Ontology annotation, molecular function: protein binding; ubiquitin protein ligase activity. NCBI's taxonomy places the organism in Eukaryota, Metazoa, Chordata, Lepidosauria, Squamata, Anguidae. The coding region runs from base 95 to 2296 and encodes 733 amino acids. The record is from RefSeq and is a predicted model, not a curated record. The transcript is spliced from 18 exons.